ACAGAGUCAACAGGCUGUACGAGGAGCAGACGGAACGUCUGUAGGACUGGACAAAAACAAACCAGCGGGUCAACACACUGUGACCACGUACUCGACUUUACUUGAAAGACGUUUUAGAAUCAUUCUUUUAAUCAGCUGAUUUUUUUUUACAUUUAUUUUUAAUUUUUUAUCGACUUGGGAUGUAACUUUCAGUGUUGUUUCCUGCGCCCAAGCGGAGCUCUCUUUUCCCGGUCAGUUUUAUCUUGCGUUCGCUCACGUCUCCGAGGCGAAGUUGCUGCUUUUGAGGAGCGACAGGUUCGUCACAAUUACAUGACAUUGUAACACUUUUCUCACUCACCUUUCGACCAUGGCGGAAGCGCCUCAGCAGCCACACCUGGUGGAAAUCGACCCGGAUUUUGAACCGCUGUCGCGGCCCCGGUCGUGCACUUGGCCAUUGCCCCGGCCGGAGUUUAUCAACCCGGGCGACUCCAACACCUCUUCACCAGUCCCAUCUGUCAAGCAGGAACCCGCCAACAACACCGAGUUCAUCAACAACCUGAGCUUGCUGGAGGAGACCGAGGACUUCACAGAGCAGAAACCCAUCAUCCUGUGCACUGAUUUCCAGUGUCAGGAGAACUGCGUCCACCAGCAAGCUCCACAGCAGCAGCAGCAGCAACAUCAGCAGCAUCCGCAGCAGCAGCACCCGAACCCGCAACUCCCGCAUCAGCAGCAGCAGCAGGUGCCUCUGCUCUCCACCCCGGUCGGCUCGUCGUCCUCAGCGGCCGCGGCCGCCGCUGCUGCCGCUGCCCAGAGGAAGAGCAGCUCCUCCCGGCGAAACGCAUGGGGGAAUAUGUCAUAUGCAGACCUCAUAACCAAAGCUAUCGAAAGUUCUCCCGAGAACCGACUAACUCUCUCUCAGAUUUAUGACUGGAUGGUGAAGAGUGUGCCUUAUUUCAAGGACAAAGGAGACAGCAACAGCUCUGCAGGAUGGAAG
Messenger RNA from Pundamilia nyererei, 973 nucleotides. Its product is annotated as forkhead box protein O1-A-like. Gene Ontology annotation, biological process: regulation of transcription by RNA polymerase II. NCBI's taxonomy places the organism in Eukaryota, Metazoa, Chordata, Actinopteri, Cichliformes, Cichlidae. Gene Ontology annotation, cellular component: nucleus. Gene Ontology annotation, molecular function: RNA polymerase II cis-regulatory region sequence-specific DNA binding; DNA-binding transcription factor activity, RNA polymerase II-specific. The transcript has a single exon. The annotation marks the transcript as partial. The record is from RefSeq and is a predicted model, not a curated record.